AUGAGGAACCGCAAUAUCCAAAAUCAGGCUUAUCCUCUCACUCUCUUCUUUGGUAACCUCUCUUACAACGUCAAAAUUAGCCACAAACUUGACUGGUUUAGUAUCUUCUCCUGCACCAAUAAGAGCAACCUUUCUUCUAAGGAGACAGAGAUGAAAGUUCUGCUUAAUGAUGUCUCUGGUGAGGCACAUAGAGGUGAAAUUUUGGCUGUGCUAGGCCCCUCAGGGUCAGGGAAGUCGACCCUGAUUGAUGCAUUGGCUAAUAGGAUAUUCAAGGGAAGCUUGAAUGGAAUGAUCACCCUGAGUGGUGAACAAUUGGAUUCCAGCUUACUCAGAGCGAUCUCUGCCUAUAUUAUGCAAGAUCACCUCCUUUUUCCAAUGCUAACUGUUGAAGAAACUUUGACGUUUGCUGCUGAAUUGAGGCUCCUUCAAAUUCUCUCCAAAUUCGAGAAGAAAAAAAGAGUUCAUGAUUUGAUCGAUCAAUUAGACCAUCAAACAGCAGCUCAAACCAUCAUCGGAGAUGAAGAGCACUGGGGGGUUUGGUGGAGAACGCCGGCGAUCUAUAGUGGAUCUCCAUCAAAUUUGCCCUUCUUUGUGGAGAACCUUGGACAACCAAUACCUACAGAUCAAAACCCUUCUGAUGCAAUUUUGGAUCUCAUCUGUGAUCUUGAAUAUUCUAGGGAUGGGAUUGACAGCAUGGCCCAAUUCAAUCAGAUAUGGCAGCAGCAAUACAUGGGUGGAGGAAAAGGAUCAGAAGUAAAACAAUUUAUUGCUAAACAAAGCCUAAAUUUGAAGCAAGCUUUCAGUCAAAGUCUGGAUUUGAAGCAAGCAUUCAGUUCCAUUAUUUCUCAAGAUAAAUUGGUACCUGGGACAACCCAUAAGGAUGAUUUUAAGGUUUUCACCUGUCGAUUUGGAGCAACCCUCAUCACGGGAAUCAUUACAGCAUCGUUGUUCUGGCAACUUGAUAAUUCUCCCAGAGGAUACCAAGAAAGGGUAACAUUCUUCGCAUUUGUCACAAUUGCAGUCUAUUACAUUUGUAGUGAUGGAUUGGCAAUUACACUUCAGGAGAGGAACAUAAUGCUAAGAGAAACAACUUACAAUGUCUAUAGACUAUACUCCUAUUGGCUUUCUGUCUCUGAUGCACUAACCUGGCUUCCAUCCUUGUUGCUCCUCUCAAUCACAUAUUCCGUCACUACAUUUUGGGCGCCUGGAUUGCUUCCUGAUACCAGCUGUGCUUACAUGAUUAUUGUCAAAACUUUGGGUUCCUUAGUUCUCUUUUGCGAAGUAUACGUAACCCCCAAUGAAAUCCCACUCUACUGGAUUCCGUUCCACUACUUAUCCCUCAAGAAAUAUACAUACCAGGCACUAAUGCAUAAUGAAUUCGAUGAUCCAACAAGAUGUAUUGUUAUAGGAAUUGAAGUUUUCAAUGGAACUCCCUUUGUUGGUACAGAACUGGUUGGAUUAAAAGAGCAGCUGUUGAGAGGCAUAAGCCACGUUUUGGGCAAGAAUAUUAUGAGCUGGACGUGCACGACGACUGGACCUGACCUAUUGAAGCAGAGAGGGAUGGCUGAUAUUGGAAAAUAG
Coffea arabica (coffee) is the source of this 1581-nucleotide messenger RNA. RefSeq names its product ABC transporter G family member 16-like. The record is from RefSeq and is a predicted model, not a curated record. NCBI's taxonomy places the organism in Eukaryota, Viridiplantae, Streptophyta, Magnoliopsida, Gentianales, Rubiaceae. Gene Ontology annotation, molecular function: ATP binding; ABC-type transporter activity; ATP hydrolysis activity. Gene Ontology annotation, biological process: transmembrane transport. Gene Ontology annotation, cellular component: membrane.